GUUCAAAAAAAUAUUAAAUAAAAAUAGUUUGUUUUUUUUUUACCCUUUUUUUUUUUGCAUGGGGCAAGACAUUUCAAAAGAGUUUUUUUCCAAAAUACCCCAGCGUAUCAAAGAUGAACUGCAUCUUGCUCAUUUUGAGUUAAAACGUGAUUUGUCGCAAAUUUCAAAGGAAGCUGCAACUAUUAAGGAUGUUGCAUUGAUUAGUUUUCCUCAUAUUAGAGAAAUUGUUGCUAACUUGAAUUCUAUAUUAGAAAACUAUUGUGUCAAUGAUAAAGAGAAAGUGGUUUUUGGAUUGAGAAAUGUUGAAGAAAGUUUUUUCUGGAAAGCUUUUAUAAAAAUUAUCUGUUUUAAGAUCGAUGUCGAAGAAAAUACAAUUAAAGUUGCACGUGUUUUAAAUUUACACCAAUUCUGGAAACUUCGUGCUUCAUUGCUCUGUGAAGUAAAAUUUAAGUACAAUUUAAUAAGUGAUGGGUUUGAAAUUGUUAAUCAUUCUGAUAUUGAUUCUGAGGAGGAACAUCCUCGGGCAACAAUGGAUUUAAGUUCCCAACAUGAUGUUGAUUUUCCUGAAAGAUUUACUUUUUCAACUGUUUUAAAAAGACUAACAGAAGUCAGUGAAAAUAUUGAUGAAUGUAUGAUCUGCAUGGAUAACAAAAUUGAAGUUUCUUUGAAAUGUGCGCAUAGCUUUUGUGCUCAGUGUAUUAGCAAAUGGAAUAACGGUUCGCACUCUUGCCCCAUAUGCAGAGAUCUUAUAUUCAGUGCUGAAGAAUUCUGGGAGUUUGUUGACAUUCCAAGCGCUAAAGAAAUGAAUAAAGAGCUUUUAGCUUUAGCCGUUGGAUCAUAAAAUAUUUAAUGUUGUUUUAAUCGAUUUAACUUGUUAUUAAUCGACACUCUAUAAUCUAUUGAUUACACUCAAUAAUA
Messenger RNA from Hydra vulgaris (swiftwater hydra), 918 nucleotides. RefSeq names its product RING finger protein 141. NCBI's taxonomy places the organism in Eukaryota, Metazoa, Cnidaria, Hydrozoa, Anthoathecata, Hydridae. The record is from RefSeq and is a predicted model, not a curated record. Gene Ontology annotation, biological process: protein autoubiquitination. Gene Ontology annotation, molecular function: ubiquitin-protein transferase activity.